Molecule: messenger RNA, 1872 nt
Organism: Aspergillus japonicus CBS 114.51
Lineage: Eukaryota; Fungi; Ascomycota; Eurotiomycetes; Eurotiales; Aspergillaceae
Exons: 1
Coding region: 433-1743 (436 amino acids)
Source: RefSeq, a predicted model, not a curated record
GCUGCGUGAACCAGAGCAUCAAGGUCCAACCACUGGCUCUUUGAAUGUAGACAAAUAAUCAGUGGUCUUAAUGCCUUGAGAAGCAAGCAGCUUACUCUGUAAGUAUCAUCGAUCAAGCCAACAGCGCAGUUGAAGUGGCCCCAAAGAUAAACUGUUACUAUAGGGACAGUGUUUCGAACCGCCUUGAACUGAGAUGACGCAGAUCUCGCAUUUGAGAAGAAGUGAAUAACACCAGGCACACAAAUCUCACUUUGCAUGUCAACAACCUUUUUCUUUACUGCGAGUCGGUGUUAUUCCCGUCUCUGUAAUCUUCUCUGAUCACCAGUUUUCAUCCUCAUCCUCAUCUACCUUCAUCGAUUUGUCAACCCUAAACAUCCUACCAAGCUUGUCACGUCUCGUCGCACCGACUCAAGCUUGAUAUCACCAAUCAAGAUGCCCCCAAUAACAGUCAGCCAGGAAGAGCAGCCCCACGAUGAAUUUCUCCAAGAACGCUUUGGGAAGCUGUUCGACAUCAGCAACGAGGCGCUUGUCGAGCUCGCCCUCAGCGUCCGCAGCAAAUACAUCACCAACACCCAGGCCACUGCCAAAGUCCUCGAGCACUGGAUCGGCACCUACAACCUCAUCCACGUCAUCGGAUUCAGCGACGGGCUCAAGUACGUGAUCCGCGUGCCGGCAAGCGCCCGCCACAGGCAGAUGUCCGAGGCGGCGCAGCGAGCCCUGGUCAGCCAGGCGCGGAUGAUGCGAUUCAUCAAGAAACGAACCAUGAUCCCGAUGCCUGAUGUCUUCGACUUCGACGCCGGAUUCGCCAACCCGCUCCAGACGCCCUACAUCGUGCUGAGCUACAUCCCGGGACGCAUGGUGGCGGAGGCGUGGUUCGACCGGUCCGGCCCCGUGCAGCUCGAGGAGAAACGGCUGCGGAUCCUGGACAGCGUGGCCGAGGCGAUGGCGCAGCUGCGCGGGUUCCAGUUCGACCAGAUCGGGUCGCUCGACGUGGCGGACGAGCGGAUGGGCCAGCUCAACCCGAUGGCGCCCUGCUACGGCUGGGAGGAGAACUACCAGGACGACGGCGGCCACGUCUUCCACGUGCAGCAGUGCGGGCCCUUCGCGUCCUCGGCCGCGUACCUGCGCCACCGGCUGCAGCGCGUCACGCAGUGGACGGAGACGGCCAGCGAUCGGGGCUGCCGCGUGCUGCUCGACCUGAUGAUCGACUGCCUGCCGCGCUCGACCCGCCGCCGCAGCGACCCCCACGAGUCGUUCGUGCUCAGCGUCCCCGACCUCAGCGCCAAAAACGUGCUCGUCGAUGACCAGGGGGCCGUCACCGGCUUCGUCGACUGGGACGGCGCCCACACCAUGCCGCGCUACCUGGGCUACUCCAGCUUCCCCGGCUGGAUCACCACCGACCUCAACCCGCUGCACUUCAUCUGGUCCGAGGACCACGAGGAACCCCCCGAGCUGCUCAAGCAGUACCGGCUGCUGUACACUCGCAAGAUGCAGGCCCUGCUGCGGGGCUCCGGCGACGCCAAGUUCGUCCACAAGUCCCACAUCUACGGGGCGAUGCACCUGGCCGUCUGCUCCCUACGUCCUCGCCUGGAGAUCGUCACCACCCUCGUCGCGAAGGCGUUCCCGACCAACACUGAGGUGGCGAUGAAUCUGAUCCUGUUGGCGGGGGAGGGCAGAUUGUCGACGCGUGAUAAGGAUCUGUUGACCAGAGGGUUCCAGCUGUUGUUCUCGGUCUCGUACUGACUUGCUGGGGGUUGGUUUGCGUGACAUGGCGGUGGAUCGAAAACGAUAUGGAGGGAAUGCAAGAUGUUCUAUGAAGGUGGCCAGCAUGUAUCUGACAGGACUUCUGGGUGGUAUGUCCCUGACUUCAUG